Acyrthosiphon pisum (pea aphid) is the source of this 1359-nucleotide messenger RNA. RefSeq names its product zinc finger MYM-type protein 1-like. Lineage: Eukaryota; Metazoa; Arthropoda; Insecta; Hemiptera; Aphididae. The transcript has 3 exons. Bases 627 to 1346 code for a protein of 239 amino acids. The record is from RefSeq and is a predicted model, not a curated record.
UCUGAAAACGUGUUGCCGACGGAAAUUCCUGAAAAAACUACAGUAAACUCCGACGGCGACUCGUCAUCGAAUUUUGAUUCUCCGCAGCUUCAAAUUAGUGAUAUAAAUGAUUUGGGUAAUAUUAACUCUGGUCCAUCACGUCCAAUUAUGAAGGUAGAUAUUAUGUAUUUGAGAUAAAUAUUGGCAAUAUUGCUUAGGUAGCUUAUUUUUUAUUAAAGUUAUUUGCAUGCUAAAAUGUAUAGAGUGACUAUAGUGACUACUACUUUUAAUUUAUGCUCCAGUCUUAUCCAAUGACAAAAUUUGGUCAACAAAACCGUAGUUUUAAUGCAUCAUAUUACGACUGCUUUGAAUGGCUUGAAUAUAGUGUCAUCAAUGACGCUUUGUACUGUUUUGCUUGUCGUAUUUAUGGUUCUGGGAACAAUACCGAAGAUACAUUUACCAAAAUUGGUUUUAAAAAAUGGAAUAAAGUAAACAUUUUAAUAAUUAAACUUAAACAAUUUUAUUGAAUACAUUUGUUUUAUUUAUUACGUUUAAAUUUAAUACAGCUAAGUGGUUCAAGAGGAUCUAAAAAAGGCCACCAAAGUAGACUUCAUUCUCAUGCAACAACAAAAUAUCAUCUGACUAAUAUGGAAAAAUGGCAGUCACAUAAAAACAUUGAUAAAACUGGUAGUGUAAUGUCACAGGUUUCUUCUCAACAUAAGCUACUUAUUGAAAGUAAUCGUAGAUAUAUAAGAACUUUGUGUGAAGUGACACUGUUUUUGUGCAGACAAGGCCUAGCAUUUAGAGGCCACAAUGAAGCUCCCAGCUCCAUGAAUCAAGGAAAUUUUAAAGAAGCCUGUAAUAUGAUAUCUAAAUUAUAUCCUGAAUUUGCCCAGAAAUAUAAAGAGAAAACAAAUUAUACUAGCCAUGGAGUUCAAGAUGAGCUUAUUAAUAUUUGUGCAGGUUUAUCAAAUGAUACCAUAAUACAAGAAGUUAAAGAUGUGGGCAUAUUUGGAAUAAUGUGCGAUGAAGCUAGGUGUUUUAAAGAUGAGCAAAUGGCUUUAUGUUUGAGAUACUGCAAAGGGUUAGAAAUCAAAGAAAGAUUUAUUGGUUUCAUUGAUUGUUCAUAUAAACAAGAUGCAGAGACUUUAAGUAAAACUAUGUUAGAUUACCUCAAGCAAUGUAAUUUAAACCCUCAAUUGGCAAUUGUAGCCCAGUCGUACGAUGGGGCCAGCGUUAUGUCUGGGCGAUUUAAUGGUGUCCAAGCAAAGAUUAAAGAAAAACAUCCGUAUGCAAUUUUUACACACUGCAUGGCACACAAAGUUAAUUUAGUAGUUCUAGAUAUGUGUAAAAUAGUAAAGGUAUGAAUUAAUUAUUUUA